This is a messenger RNA of Ornithodoros turicata, 2201 nucleotides long. Its product is annotated as zinc finger protein 501-like. The record is from RefSeq and is a predicted model, not a curated record. Gene Ontology annotation, biological process: regulation of transcription by RNA polymerase II. Gene Ontology annotation, molecular function: RNA polymerase II cis-regulatory region sequence-specific DNA binding; DNA-binding transcription factor activity, RNA polymerase II-specific. NCBI's taxonomy places the organism in Eukaryota, Metazoa, Arthropoda, Arachnida, Ixodida, Argasidae. The transcript has 4 exons. Gene Ontology annotation, cellular component: nucleus. The coding region runs from base 153 to 1406 and encodes 417 amino acids.
AACAGAACCUCAGGGAGCAAGAAAUAGACCCCAUUUCUGAAUGCAAUUUGAGAAAAACAAGAUUCCAUCCACAGAAAACAGAGACGACGGCAGCAAGCAGUUUAUUUUGCAUAAAGGAAGAGGCGAGCUUCUCUGACUCGCAACUCCAUGAGAUGCUGCUCUCUCCAGAGCUCAGUGGUGACAUCGUGAAAGUAAAAUCUGAGCCACACGAUGUUGCCUGCCUACCAGAACAGAGCCAGGUCCAGCAACAGCACCGUGACCAGUCUCCGGCAGGAGGUGAUUCUGUACUUUGCCAUAGUGCAACACUUGGGAUGUGUCACAUCAAAGAGGAACCUCAGGAAGAUUCUUCGAAUGAAGACCCAAUCAUAGAAGUCAAAACAGAGCCUUACAAUGUUGCCAUCUUCGCAGGGCACGAGCAUAUGGGACCCAGCCAUGACUCAGCAUCAGAAGGUGCAGCAGCAAGCACUGGCAUGCUUCAUGUUGAGGAUGAGCCCACAGGAACUCUCACUCCAGCGUCGUCAGAUAACCCGAAGCAUCCUGUCGCGACGGUGGAUAAGGUGGGAGAGAACAGGCCCAACUGCAACCUCAGUCCAGCUGCAUUCUCCCAGUCUGAGAGCGCCAAGAACCACAUGCACAACCCUACUCAUGAGGUGCAUUCCAAGUGCAGUCUCUGUCCUGCAGCGUUCAACCACGGCACACACCUGCAGCAUCACAAGAAGACACAAACGGGCCAGAAGGCAUACAGGUGCGAUCUAUGUUCCUCAGAGUUCACUCGGCUGCACCACCUGAAAGAUCACGUACAGAUUCAUACUAGGGAGAAGCCGUACAAGUGUGACUUCUGUCCUGAAGUGCUUAUACGGAGCACGCACCUAGAGCAUCACAACAAGACACACGCGGGCGAGAAGCCAUUCAAAUGCGAUUUCUGUCCUGCAGCAUUUAGCCACACCAUGAACCUGCAGCGCCACAAGAGGACACAUACCGGCGAGAAGCCAUACAAGUGUGGUCUCUGUCCUGCAGCGUUUAGCCACAGCACGAACCUGCAGCGUCACAUUAGGACACAUACGGGUGAGAAGCCAUACAAGUGCAACCUCUGUCCCUCCGAGUUCACUCAGGUGCACCACCUGAAGGAUCACGUACGGAUUCAUACUGGUGAGAAACCGUACAAGUGCGAUCUCUGUCCUGCAGAGUUCAAUCGUAGCACGCACCUGCAGUGUCACAAGAAGGCACACACGGGUGAGAAGCCGUACAAGUGCGAUCUCUGUCCCUCUGAGUUCAGUCGGCUCCACCACAUGAAGGAUCACAUACGGAUUCAUACUGGUGAGAAGCCAUACAAGUGCAAUCUCUGUCCUGCAGAGUUCACCCGAAGCACAUACCUGCAGGGUCACAAGAAGACACACAUGGGUUGAGAAGCCAUACAAGUGCGACCUCUGUCCAGCAGAGUUCGCCCAGAGCACAUACCUGGAGUGUCACAAGAAAACACACAUGGGUGAUAAGUCAUAGAAGUGCGACCUCUGUUCGCAGUCUUCACUCGGAGCACGCCCCUACAGCGCAAUAAGAAGGUACACACGGGCGAGAAGGCACACAAGUGCGAUCUCUCUCCCGCAGCGGUCCGCCAGAGCGAGCAGCGUGCAGCGUCACAAGGGGUAGUGAUGGAAGCUGUCCUGCAGAGGUUAGCCAUGGCACGCACCUGCACCGUCACAAGAAGACAAACAAGAGUGAGAAGCCGUACAUGUGCGACCUAUGUCCUACAGGGGUUAGCCGGAGCACGCACCAGCAGCGUCCCAAGGGGACACACGCGGGCGACAAGCCAUGCAAUUGCGAUCUCUGUACCUCUGAGUUCAUUCAGCUGCACCACCUGAAGUGUCACAUACGGAUUAAUACUGGUGAGAAGCAGUACAAGUGCGAUCUCUGUCCUGCAGAGGUUAGCCAGAGCACGCCCCAGGCGAUAGGGGAAAGUAGAGCUGUUUUUCUUUUGAACUUUUUCUUUUCUUCUUAACUCACAAUGGAAUGGGCCUAAGUUGCCCUUCUUAAUACAAUGAAUACUUUUGGAAUCACAAGUCUUCUUCUUAUGUACCUGUUUCUGAAGUGGUGCAAACCGGAAAAUCAUCACUGGUAUUUGCUAUCAUAUGUACAUCAGAGAAAAGAUUUCUCGCAGCUGGUUAUAAAAAGGUAAAAGCUGUCUGUGUCGAAUACAUAAUUCG